AUGAAUUCUUUAAUUUAAUAACAUCGAUCAGCAUCAAGUAGACAUCGAAGCUUUCUGAAUAUCACAGCAUCCCAACAACUAAGGAUGCAAUCUCCUCUCACUUACACUGAGAAUAGUUAAAUCAAUUAAAAAGAUCUCAUUCAUAAAUUAGUUUAGACUCUAAGAUUAUAGCCAACCAAAAAGAACAAGGAGAACAAGAAUAGACAAUAAAAAGCAAGAUCCCAAUUAAACUCAGGUUAAAAAUAAAGAGUCCUCGAAGAUAGACUCUAGAAGUUAGACACCGCAAACUCUCCCACUUUAGGCUCUUAAAACAGAAGACACUUCAAUUUAACCCUACCACACAUCACCUAAGCGAAGUAUAAGAGCUUCAAGAUGCUAUAAUUUUUGGGCAAGGGACGCUAUAGCAAUGUUCAUCUAGCCAUUGAUGAAAAUACUAAUUAUCACGUAGCCUUAAAAAUCAUGAAGAAGGCUCAAAUUCAAUCUAUGUCACAAUCUAUUGCCCAGGAGAUUAAAAUUUAGUAUUUACUCAAUCAUCCAAAUAUAGUUAAAUUAUAUACAUUUUUUUAAAAUACUGAUGAAAUUGUUCUGGUCUUGGAAUAUUGUCCCAAUGGCUAGAUACAUAAAAUACUCAAAGGCUUGCCUGAAUGUUGCUUUCCAGAAAAAUUAGCCUCCUCAUACAUCCGCCAAAUCCUGAGUGCUUUGAUUUAUCUACACAGAAAUGGCAUCAUUCAUAGAGACCUUAAACCAGAGAAUAUAUUCUUAUGUUAUAAUCAAAUAAAGAUUGCUGAUUUCACAUAUUCAGUAUAUUCACCUGAAGAUCAAAGGUAAACAUAAUGUGGAUCUCUGGCCUACUUGUCUCCUGAGAUAAUUCGAGGAGAGAACUACGACAAGAGCACUGACAUGUGGUCUCUUGGAGUUCUGGCUUACGAAUUAUGCUGUGGGGAAACACCCUGGGAAGAUUUAAGAUAGGAUGAAAUGCAAUAAAUGAUAUAGGAUGGGAUAAUUAAAAUGCCUGAUUCAUUUUCUUGUGAAUUGAAAGACUUUAUUAGCAAAUUAGUUACAUCUGAUUCGAAAAGUAGAAUGACUGCAAAACAAGCAAUGACUCAUCCUUGGGUUUAACAAUAGGAGGAAUAGUUAACUUAAUAUGAAUUUAAUCUUUGA
Molecule: messenger RNA, 1161 nt
Organism: Paramecium tetraurelia
Lineage: Eukaryota; Ciliophora; Oligohymenophorea; Peniculida; Parameciidae
Exons: 3
Biological process (GO): protein phosphorylation; mitotic spindle organization; regulation of cytokinesis
Cellular component (GO): spindle midzone; chromosome passenger complex; spindle pole centrosome
Molecular function (GO): protein kinase activity; ATP binding
Source: RefSeq, a predicted model, not a curated record